This is a messenger RNA of Tripterygium wilfordii, 5123 nucleotides long. RefSeq lists its product as uncharacterized. The record is from RefSeq and is a predicted model, not a curated record. NCBI's taxonomy places the organism in Eukaryota, Viridiplantae, Streptophyta, Magnoliopsida, Celastrales, Celastraceae. The coding region runs from base 387 to 4721 and encodes 1444 amino acids. The transcript has 23 exons.
CUUGGACUCGUAUACGACCACACUCCACUCCAUCCUCAUUCGUCACACUCUCUUCGUCGUCGCCCUGUUUGUUUAAAGCUCAAAUCAAAAGAAAAAGAAGCUAAAAGAGAAUGCAAGGAGACAAAGCAGUGCGAAGGUAGGGACCAGUUUUGCAGAGACGAAGCAACGGCGCAUGUUCAUUGAAGAGAUCUCUCUCUUCCGACGGUGCUCUUCUCGUUCUCUGUUAAGUUUUAUGGUAUCUGCACGAAUAAAGUGAUCGUAUUUAUAAGUCAUGUUACUGAGCAUCUGGGAGUUUACUUGAUGACACUAGAUUAUAUGAGUAAGCAAAUCAGGCCGUGGCGCAGAAGCUAUGUGCAAAUUUGGAUGCCUAUGAUCAAAAUUUUAACAUGUGUAUCUUGGCUAUGCAACGGUAUCUUUUCUGGUGUAUUUUAUAUGGCGCUCUUUACAUAUAUGCAUUUUCACAUGGCUUAGGGAGUGGUGGCAUUGUGUUGCCGAUCGAUCCUGGAUCAGUUGCAAAAAUUAAUCAUAAAAGUGGCAUCUCUACUUCCAUUAGAAAACAUAUUUUUUCUUCCCAACUGAACAAUUAUGUGUCUUGUGAGAACCUGGGAGGUGUUGGAUCAUUCAAUACCACAUGCUUGCUAAACUCAAACUUGUAUUUGAGUUCUGAUCUUUACAUUUAUGGUACUGGAAACCUGGAGAUACUUUCUGGUAUUUCAAUAGCAUGUCCCGCAGAAGGCUGCAUGAUCACCCUUAAUAUGACUGGAAAAGUUAAUGUGGGUCGAUCUGCCAGUAUUGUAGCUGGCACAGUUGUUCUUUCUGCCGCCAAUUUGACAAUGGAUGACAACUCUUUUAUCAACACAACAUCUUUGGGUGGAUCACCGCCACCUCAGACUAGUGGUACACCAGUUGGGUAUGAUGGAGCUGGUGGAGGUCAUGGUGGACGAGGUGCUUCCUGCCUGAAAAGUAACAAGACAAAUUUCUGGGGUGGUGAUAUGUAUGGUUGGUCAACUUUGUCUGGGCCUUGGAGCUAUGGGAGCAAGGGUGGGGGUAUAUCUCCUGAAAAUCGGUUUGGAGGGAAUGGUGGAGGACGUGUGAAGCUUCAAGUGCAGGACCUUCUAUCUCUGAAUGGAUCAGUCACUGCAGAGGGUGGCGAUGGAGGAUUAAAAGGGGGAGGUGGCUCUGGCGGAAGCAUCUUUAUACAUGCUGUGAAACUGAAAGGAUAUGGUACAAUAAGUGCAUCAGGUGGAAGAGGAUGGGGCGGAGGUGGCGGUGGAAGAAUUUCUCUGGAUUGUUACAGCAUUCAAGAAGAUGUAAAAAUUACAGUCCAUGGUGGUAUGAGUCUCGGUUGUCCUGGGAAUGCUGGAGCAGCUGGUACAUUUUUUAAUGCAGAUUUGCAAAGUUUAAGAGUCAGCAAUGACAAUAUAACUACAGAAACAGAAACUCCAUUGCUUGGUUUUCCUACCAGACAUCUAUGGUCAAACGUUAUUGUGGAAGAUAACGCAAAAGCUUUGAUUCCACUGCUUUGGACCAGAGUUCAGGUGAGAGGCCAAUUUAGUUUAUAUCGUGGAGGCAGCAUCGUCUUUGGAUUGUCUGCUUAUCCAGUGUCAGAGUUCGAGCUUGUUGCAGAAGAACUUUUGAUGAGUGAUUCUAUCAUAAAGGUUUUCGGGGCAUUUAGAGUUGCUGUCAAAAUGUUGCUCAUGUGGAAUUCCAAAAUUCAAAUUGAUGGUGGUGGAAAUACUGUUGUUACUGCUUCUGUACUUGAAGUAAGGAAUCUUGUUGUUCUAAGGGAAAAUUCAGUUAUUAGUUCAAACACAAACUUGGGCUUGUAUGGUCAGGGAUUAUUGAAGUUGACUGGUCAUGGUGAUGCUAUUAAAGGCCAGCGACUUUCCUUGUCCCUCUUUUAUAACAUAACUGUUGGCCCUGGUGCUUUACUUCAGGCUCCCCUGGAUGAUGAUGUGAACAGGAGUGUGGUUACGAAGUCCCUAUGCAAGAGCCAGUCAUGUCCAAUAGAUUUGAUAACUCCUCCAGAUGAUUGUCAUGUUAAUUACACCCUUUCCUUUUCACUUCAAAUCUGUCGUGUUGAGGACCUUCUUGUGAAUGGCAUUGUUCGGGGAAGUAUAAUUCACAUCCACAGGUCAAGAACCAUCAUUGUUGAUACUGAUGGCUUGAUUACAGCGUCAGAGUUAGGUUGCAGUGAGGGUCUCGGAAAGGGAAAAUACACUAAUGGAGCUGGUAGUGGUGCCGGGCAUGGAGGACGAGGGGGCUCAGGAUAUUUCAAUGGGACAAUAAGCAAUGGUGGCAGUGAAUAUGGUAACCCUGAUCUGCCUUGUGAGUUGGGAAGUGGAACUGAGGGUCCUAGCUCAUCGUAUGGGCAUGUUAUUGGAGGGGGAAUGAUAGUGAUGGGCUCCAUCCAGUGGCCGUUGCUAAGGCUUGAUCUCUAUGGAUUGUUGGGGGCUGAUGGUCAAAGCUUUGAUAAAGCAAGAACAUAUGGUGAUGGUACUUUGGUUGGUGGACUUGGUGGUGCCUCUGGUGGUACCAUCCUUCUUUUCCUUCAAGAACUUAAGCUUGCUGAUAACUCAUCUUUGUCGGCAAUUGGGGGUGACGGUGGCCCUCAUGGUGCUGGUGGGGGUGCGGGUGGGCGAAUCCAUUUUCAUUGGUCAAAGAUAGAUGUUGGGGAUGAAUAUGUUCCAGUUGCAGCUGUAAGCGGUUCUAUUAACAAUAGUGGAGGUGGUGGGGAUAAUGAUGAUCUUUUUGGAGAGAAGGGGACAGUCACUGGUAAGAAGUGUCCGAAGGGCCUCUAUGGUAUAUUCUGCAUGGAAUGCCCAGUUGGGACUUACAAGGAUGUUGAUGGCUCUGAUCCAAAUCUUUGCACCAGUUGCCCCCUGGAGCGUCUUCCGAAUCGUGCAUAUUACAUAUAUGUACGAGGGGGAGUUUCUCAACCAUUUUGUCCCUAUAAAUGCAUCUCUGACAAAUAUAGAAUGCCAAAUUGCUAUACACCUCUUGAGGAGCUAAUGUAUACAUUUGGAGGCCCCUGGCCUUUUGCACUUCUUCUUUCAUUCAUGUUGUUACUUCUGGCGUUGCUACUAAGCACUUUGAGAAUUAAAUUGGUUGGAUCAAAAUCUUCUUAUGGAGAAGCUUCAAUUGAACAUCAGAGUCAUCAGCGUUUCCCAUAUCUUCUUUCCCUAUCAGAGGUACGGGGUGCCAGAGCUGAAGAAACCCAAAGCCAUGUCUACAGAAUGUAUUUUAUGGGUCCCAAUACUUUUAGAGAACCUUGGCAUCUUCCUUAUUCUCCUCCCAACUCAAUUAUCGAGAUUGUGUAUGAAGAUGCUUUUAAUAGAUUUAUAGAUGAGAUCAAUUCAGUUGCCGCAUAUGAGUGGUGGGAAGGAUCUGUGCACAGCAUACUUUCUGUACUUGCUUAUCCUUGUGCCUGGUCCUGGAAACAGUGGCGCCGAAGAAAUAAAAUCCAUCGCCUUCAAGAAUAUGUCAAGUCUGAAUAUGACCACUCGUGUCUCCGUUCUUGUAGAUCACGAGCUCUAUACAAAGGGAUGAAGGUUGGAGCAACGCCUGAUUUGAUGGUGGCAUAUGUUGAUUUCUUCCUUGGUGGUGAUGAGAAGCGUUUAGAUAUGGUAUCAAUUAUACAGAAAAGGUUUCCAAUGUGCAUAGUUUUUGGUGGGGAUGGCAGCUAUAUGUCGCCUUAUAAUCUUCAUAGCGAUACAUUGUUGACUAAUCUUCUUGGGCAGCAUGUCCCACCAACAGUUUGGAAUCGUUUGGUGGCUGGUUUAAAUGCACAGUUGAGGACUGUGAGGCAUGGGUCAAUCCGGACUGCUCUGGUUCCUGUUAUUAAUUGGAUAAGUAGUCAUGGAAAUCCACAACUUGAGUUCCAUGGAGUUAAAAUUGAGCUGGGAUGGUUCCAAGCAACAGCUUCCGGUUACUAUCAGUUAGGUAUCGUGGUAGUGCUUGGUGAUUAUUCUCUCAACAGUACGCGGCGGUCUGAUGUGUUAGAUAGAAGUAGUGAUAAUUGCCCAAGGGUAAAUGCUGCAUUUACAGCCUGUAGCCCUAAGCAGCUUUGGCAACCUCGACCAAGCACAAGUCAUGCUUUAUCUCGUAAGAAGAUUACUGGAGGAAUAAAUGGAGGGCUUAUAGAUAAUGCUACUUUGAAUUCCUUGAAUUUUAGAAGGGACUUUCUCUUUCCACUAUCUCUCUUAUUGCACAAUGCAAGACCUGUUGGUCGUCAGGAUACUCUUCAGCUUCUUAUUACUGUCAUACUUUUGGCAGACCUUGCCACCACCCUCCUUUCAUUGCUUCAAUUCUAUUGGAUUUCACUUGGGGCUUUCCUAGCUGUCCUGCUUAUUCUACCUCUAUCCCUGCUUUCUCCCUUCCCAGCUGGAUUGAAUGCAUUAUUCAGUAGGGAACCUAGAAGAGCUUCACUUGCUCGUAUUUAUGCAUUGUGGAAUGCUACCUCUCUCUCUAAUAUUGCUGUGGCUUUCAUUUGUGGGAUAGUUCAUUAUGGAUUAUCCCCUUUCCAGCCACCUGAUAAGGCAAAUACGUGGAACACCAAGAGGGAGGUUGAUAAGUGGUGGCUUUUGCCAACAAUCCUUUUGCUAUUCAAGUCAAUUCAAGCUCGUUUUGUUGACUGGCACAUAGCUAAUCUCGAAAUCCAUGAUUUUUCUUUGUUCUGCCCUGAUCCCGACGCUUUUUGGGCCCACGAGCCUAGUUUGUGAGCUGAAAGAUACUUGUCUUAAACUGGAAGUGUAGCUUGUGUGGUGUUUGUGCCGACAGGGUGACAAAAGGGUCCCUUUAGUUUUUCAUCAUGGCCCCGAUGCAGGUGGUGGCUUCCUGUGUAAAUUUGUCCAAAGUUUUGUAAAGCACUGAUUAUAAGUGUGCAGUUUCUUUCCUUCCCUUUUAGGCAUAUAGACAGUGACACAAAACUAGAGAGGUCCUGUGAACAGAUAAUAGUGUCUUCAGUCUAUUGUUUGCUAGAAGUAACUUGUUAUAUUUGUACAUUCUUUUGGUGUCUCAAACAAUCCCUGUUGCUCUCCGUUCAACGGCGGGAAGCUCAUUUCUAAUUCCCGGAUCAAGGUUUGUAGCUUGUUAAUGUUGGUGCAUCAGUCUUUUCACAGGCA